Molecule: messenger RNA, 2243 nt
Organism: Capsicum annuum
Lineage: Eukaryota; Viridiplantae; Streptophyta; Magnoliopsida; Solanales; Solanaceae
Product: trihelix transcription factor ASIL2
Exons: 2
Coding region: 958-1992 (344 amino acids)
Cellular component (GO): nucleus
Molecular function (GO): transcription cis-regulatory region binding
Source: RefSeq, a predicted model, not a curated record
GAAAUUAGAUUAGAGCGAAUUCGAUGGAUAACAUGGUCUACUAUUUCUUUCUUCUUCUUUUUUUUUUCUUUAAUCUUAAAAGUUAGGUUUUUAAUCGAGACCAUAUUAGAUUAUAUGCCAAUAAACACCAAAAAUACCUAUAAGCCAAGAGUUUAUCAACCAACAUAACAAAAGACAUAAGCUGAUUACCCUCAAUUUAUGACUUUUGCAAUUUAUAAAUAUUUUUUAUUUGAUCUGUCUUUUAUAAUUAUAUAUCUCUAAUAUCUUUGGUAAUUUUUAAUUACUUUUUUCUAAAACAUAAUUUUAAUUAUUCUUCCAACUUAUUUUCGUCAUUCAUUCUUUUUUAUUCAAAGUGUUAUAAUAUUUUUUGGUAAAUAACUUUUUUACAUAAAAGUGCCUAUCGACAUAUUUUUAUCAAACACACAAUUGAUUAUUAUUUAUUUCAAUACUUUUUUAAAAUACGUAAUUAUUUAUUUAUAAAAUUAAUUUCUAACAUCAAAAUAUAUCUUUUAAUCCUUGAUACUCAUCAUCUAUUUUAACUAAUUCAAACUACCAUCAAAAGAUAUUUUAGACAAGACUCUUCUUCAUUUAAUCAGAGAUCUCAAUAUCAAAUUUUGAAUAUGAAAAUAUUUGUUAAUAAACUCAACGAUCUACACCAUGAGAAUUCUAAUUAAUCGGCCUUCAACAUGAAUAUGAAAGCCCAAAUAAAAACCAAAAAUAAAGAAAAACUGGCUAACUCAAACUCUCUCUAAACCCACUGGAAUUAAUUAGCUAUUUGUUUCACCUUUUUCUCCCUUUAAUUCUAGUGGCUUGACCUCCAUCAUUUCUCCUCCUCCGUUCUACCCCACUUACUUCCUCUUUCCCUCCGUAUGUCUUUCUUACAGGUCUCAAAUAUUGUUACCAGCUAACUAUAACUCAUUAGAAAUGAAAGAGGACUAUUAGAUAUACUUAAUACUAAUGGAUAAACAAGCUGGGAAUCAUCAUCAUCAAAAUCAUGAAAUAUCUAACAAAGAUGAUUACUCACCGAAGAUUAAGCCGCAAAAUUACCAAGUUGCCACUGGAAACAACAGUGAUAGGUUGAAGAGGGAUGAAUGGAGUGAAGGAGCAGUUUCGUGUCUUCUAGAAGCUUAUGAAGCGAAAUGGAUACUCCGUAACAGAGCUAAGCUCAAAGGACAAGAUUGGGAAGACGUGGCUAAGCACGUGUCGGCGCGUGCAAAUUCAACCAAAUCACCAAAAACUCAAACGCAGUGUAAGAACAAAAUUGAGUCCAUGAAGAAAAGGUACCGAUCGGAAUCUGCAACCGCCGCCGAUGCUUCUUCCUGGCCGUUAUAUCCUCGCCUUGACCUUUUGUUACGUGGAAAUAACGCGUCCGCAGCUUCCUUUUCGCUAAUUCCGGCGCCGGCGGCGGUUGCGCCGCCGCUGAAUUGUGUGGUUGACGUUGUGGAACCACCGCAGGCGGCAAUAGUAAUGCCUCCACCUCCGGAAGUUCCUCCUACUUCUCUGCCGCCGCUCCCGCCGCCGCUGCCGACGGCUUUGCCUAUUGGGAAUGGUGAUCAGAAUUCGCAUGGUUCUAAUGGUUUGGACAGAGGAAUAAAGGAAGACAUAAUGGACGCCAAAUUAUCAGACAAUGCUGCAGCUCCAGAUCACAAAAACGCAACAGCUACAAAUAGCAGCAGCACGCCGGCGCUCUACAGCGACAACAAGAGCAAGUCGAAAUUGAGAUCAAAGAAGCGAAAGAGGGCAGUGGAAGGGUGGGAAAUCGGAGAGAGCAUACGUUUGCUAGCUGAAGUAGUCGUAAGGUCAGAGCAGGCACGAAUGGAGACGAUGAGAGACAUUGAGAGAAUGAGGGCAGAAGCUGAGGCCAAAAGAGGAGAAAUGGACCUUAAGAGAACUGAGAUCAUUGCCAACACUCAGCUUGAGAUUGCUAAGCUCUUUGCUAGUAUUACCAAAGGAUCAGUUGACUCCUCAUUGAGAAUUGGAAGAAGUUCAUGAUGAGCAAAUAAUAUUUUAUCUGGCUGUGGAAACUGAAAUAACCUUGUUAUCAUCUUUAAUUUGAUGAUAUCUUCUUGACCCAGCCACUAUAUCUAAUUAUGGAGGACAUUUUAUUUAGAUUAGUAAUAACUGCCACUUCCAUCAUUAUCUUGCUGAUUUGUAAUCUUAAAGGACUUUACUAUAUCACUUCUUCCUUCAUCAAUCUUAUCAAAAAGAUAAAGAGGAAUAAAAUUAACCUACCAUCAACUUUA